UCCGCCAGUCGCACUUUAAGCGUUGCAUCAGCUGCAGCGUUUCACCGUUUCUCCCGUGAAAUCGCAAUCGAUCGCGGACAAUUCACGGGGUGCGUUGUGUGCUCGGUUAAAUUUUCGAAAACACGUUGAGAGAGCGCGUAACCAAGGUUCGGGACGACGAAUGCCGGUGAAUUCGGAUACGCGACCGAUUCGUAGCUCCGGGGACCGACAAGUAACGAGCGAACGACGACCUAGGGCUCGACUCAUGAUGCAAUAUCCAAACAUCGAUAUACAAGAGGGGAGAAGGAUCCGUAGCGUGCGAAGAAGACUUUUUCAAGACGACGAUGACGAUAAUGAAACGGAAUCGGGGCGAAAUUCCCGUAUCGAGGACAAUGUUGCCAAUUGUUUUUUCGAAGAGGCUCGAAAAUACCGAGAGAACGCUAAGGAGAGGUGGAACUUCGACUUUGAGAAGGAAGAGCCUCUACCCGGUCGUUACGUAUGGGUGAAGCUUGAUCAACACGGAAAUGAAAUUCGCAAUCCAUUGGGGGCGAACAGCCGAGUAGAAAAUAUACAAACGAUGCAGGAAGAAGACACGCAAGAUGAUGACGUCACGAUGCAAGAUCAUGCGGAGGAUAAGGAUGACGAUAAAAUGACUGAUAGUACGUGAGCAUAGAGAGAGAGAGAGAGAGAGAGAGAGAGAGA
This is a messenger RNA of Apis florea (little honeybee), 681 nucleotides long. RefSeq lists its product as uncharacterized. Gene Ontology annotation, biological process: regulation of cell cycle. Gene Ontology annotation, molecular function: cyclin-dependent protein serine/threonine kinase inhibitor activity. The record is from RefSeq and is a predicted model, not a curated record. Lineage: Eukaryota; Metazoa; Arthropoda; Insecta; Hymenoptera; Apidae. Gene Ontology annotation, cellular component: nucleus.